GGCGCUGAGUUUCAGGCCGUGUUGUCAAACACUGUUGUGUAAAAGGGUCGAUUGCUGAGUCAUGGGUAGAUGUUGCUUAACGUGCACGCAACAAGGAGAACAGUGGUAGCAGCCGGAGCACACACAGUGGAUAGUAGCGAUGGCAGACACCUAGGUAUAUAUCACUAAGUUACAGUCAGCCACGUUAUAAAGAGUCGUUAUUGUUAAAGCAAUGUAUAGCCGACGAAGCUAACAGCUAAUAGUUUUUAGUGGACUUGCUAGCUUCCGAGGAGUCACCUCUGUGAGAAGUGGAGUGCCUGCAUCAUUCAGGUGAAGUUGACAGCAACCGCCUGGCAAAUAAGCUGCUGGCAUGAUGAUUCACACCUACUGCGAAGCCAAUUCCUCCAUCUCCCUCACCUGGGUGGAUGAAGGCAUCUCCCCCUGCUUCUACUUCACACUGGUCCCCGCCAUCCUGCUAACUAUCGCCUUCUUCCUCGGCACCAUCCACUGCGUGUGCUACCAGAAAUAUGGCACAGCAAUGGAACCCAAGUUCGUCCCACGCUCCCUCCUCUUCAGUUUCCAGCUGGCCAUCUCCGUCCUUCUCCUGGUCCAGUUUCUGAGUGGGUUGGUCUGGCGGGCUGCCAGCGGAGCAGAGCUCCCAGGCUAUGUGCUGUUGUAUGGCUGCUUCUCUGCGCUGGGCUGGGCCUGGGCUAUAGCCCUGCUCAGGGUGGAGAGACAUAGGGUCCUGGUGAUGGACCGGACAAGGGGCCACAGCACGGCCCUGCUGCUGUUCUGGGCUGUGGCUUUCUCAGCCGAGAACCUGGCCUUCAUCUCCUGGUACAGUCCUCACUGGUGGUGGGGCCUGGAGAACACUCAACAACAGGUGAGGAAAGGUCGAAUAUCACAUGAGAUCCAUUUCUUUAAAUCAUCAUUUUGA
Molecule: messenger RNA, 916 nt
Organism: Micropterus dolomieu (smallmouth bass)
Lineage: Eukaryota; Metazoa; Chordata; Actinopteri; Centrarchiformes; Centrarchidae
Product: ATP-binding cassette sub-family B member 6-like
Exons: 2
Coding region: 350-916 (188 amino acids)
Source: RefSeq, a predicted model, not a curated record